This is a messenger RNA of Acanthosepion pharaonis, 897 nucleotides long. Lineage: Eukaryota; Metazoa; Mollusca; Cephalopoda; Sepiida; Sepiidae. The record is from the annotation of a GenBank genome assembly.
AUGGAUUCAAUAUGGCUGGUCCUGAAAGGCAACGUUAGUUUGGCUUUCUCAUUUCUCACGGCUGUCCUGUCCCUUUUAUUUGGUGGUGGGACUGCUCUUUUGAAUUUCAUAAUCUCUGCCGCCAUAUUUUUAACAACACUCUUCUAUCUAUUGGCAUCAAGCGGUGAUCAAUACAAACCAGUUCAAUGGUUUACGGCAUUUGCUCCUAUGCAAGGUGGUAACAGCAUUGGCCAAGCAGUGGAAGAUGCUGUCAGUGGAGUUUUCAUGGCUUCCUUGAAAAUGGCAGCAUUCUACGGUCUUUAUACUUGGUUGACUCACACUAUCUUCAGUGUCAAUAUUGUUUUUAUACCAUCAGCAUUAGCAGCUGUUUUUGGUGCUAUCCCCUUUUUAGGGACCUACUGGGCAGUGAUUCCUGCUGUUCUUGAACUUUGGCUGGUCAACCGAGAAGGCCUCCAAGCCAUAUUAUUGAUAGUGGCCCACCUCCUGCCAACUUAUGUUGUAGACACAGCCAUUUACAGUGAAAUAAAGGGAGGGCAUCCCUAUAUGACAGGCCUAUCCAUUGCUGGAGGCAUCUACUGCUUAGGCCUCGAAGGUGCUCUCAUCGGCCCUAUUGUAUUGUGUUUCCUGAUUGCAGCCAUCAGCAUCUAUGGUAACAUGCUGCGUGGAGGAGGCUCCGAACCAAAUUCAUCUAACCCCAGGGCUGGAGGUUUACCUGCUGUGACCCUAAAACGACCGGACCAAUUGCACGAUGGUGACAAGCGUACGCCAUGGGGCAUGACACGGUACACCAUUUCUUAUUCAAUUCACUCAAAUCCCUUCUGGACAUUGCAAAAACAUUCCUUGAACUUUGUUAUAUUAAUUGUUUUGAUUCUUAAUCAUUUUUCUUAUUUUAUUUAA